Daucus carota subsp. sativus is the source of this 2573-nucleotide messenger RNA. Its product is annotated as protein ACCELERATED CELL DEATH 6-like. NCBI's taxonomy places the organism in Eukaryota, Viridiplantae, Streptophyta, Magnoliopsida, Apiales, Apiaceae. Gene Ontology annotation, molecular function: protein binding. The transcript is spliced from 4 exons. The coding region runs from base 704 to 2131 and encodes 475 amino acids. Gene Ontology annotation, cellular component: plasma membrane. The record is from RefSeq and is a predicted model, not a curated record.
AAUACAAACCCCUCUCAGAAACAUAUAUUAUAAGGAUGAGCCGAAACACAUUAUUUCGGGCUGCUUCAACCGGUGAUACUCAUGCCAGAGAAGAAUUAGAGAAGUUCACAGGAAUUGUAGAUGAGGAAAAUCACUGGACUAUCCUUCACAAGGAAUCCUGGGAAGGCGAUGCAAGUCAUGUUAAAUUCCUAGUAAAGGAGUUUGCAAACAAAAAUUUAUUAGUCAAGGUGGAUACAUCAGGACAAACUGCACUUCACUUAGCAGCACAACGUGGACACGUCGAGGUCGUUGAGGCCCUUAUCGAAGCAGCCCGGAGCUUGCCUUAUAAACCGGUUAGUGCUUUCUCAGCUUUGGUGAGGCAUGCUAACGAUUGGAGGAGCAGUAGUGCUGGAAUUUCCUCAGCUAAUAAUGAAGAUUUACAAUGUAAACCGGUGAGUGCCGAGUUCUUAGCAUUUGUGAGGCAUGCUAAUAAUUGGAAGAACACUGCCUUACACCGAGCCGUGCAAUUUGGUCAUCUGGGAAUUGUUAUUCGGUUAGUCCAGGCAGACCCAAGUGAUAGACAUAUUCAAAACUCUAUUGGCCAAACUCCACUCUUUCUUGCGGCUAAAUUGGGGAAACAUGAUAUGGUCAAGACCAUAUGUUCAUUUUGUAAAGCUCAUCUCUAGACGGUCCGGACGAUACGACUGCUUUGCAUGCCUCUAUUAUGAGUCUUCCUAGAGCAUGGAAACAGAAUUUGCUUGAAGCAAAUAGCAUAGCUAAAGAUGCGUUAAGAAAACUCAUUUACGCAGCCAAACGUUCAACUAGUAAUUCAGAGGAUGCGUCUGAUGAUAAUGAUAGUUUUGAAGCAAUACUUGAUAAAACAUACGACGAAAUGACCAUCUUAGAACUUGCGGUAAGUCAAAAUUAUACGGAAGUGGCUGAGCUGAUAUUAGCUGAACAUCCAGCUUAUAAACGUGAACUUGGAGUCAGUUCAAGUAAUCUCUCAGAUUUAAUCGGCAAAGCCGCUCAUAAUGGGUUCAGGGACAUGGUGAUACUACUAUCUGAGACGUACGAGAUUCUAAACGCCACCGACAAAGGUCAGACUGAAAUCACAAAUGUUGGUCUGCAUGCUUUUCUUGUUGCUAUCAGAGUCCGGAGUCGAGAUUUUGUAGUACGACUCCUGGAAGAAAACCCAUCUGUUGUAACUUACGUCGAUAAGGAUGGGUGGAAGUGGAAACCACUCCAUCAUGCUGUGUUUCAAGAGUUUGAUUCUAUACUUGAAGUGAUAAUAAAAGCCCACAUCAGGAUCAGUGACCACAUAUCGGAAGAUGACCGUAUUAAAGCAUUUCUAAUAGCGGUCUUGGAUGCCAAUACUUCUACACUGAUUCAGCUUAUAAAAUUAUUGCGGGGUGAUGAGCCGUAUCCGGUUGUUAAUAUCCACGGUGAAACUUUACUGCACUUGGCGGUGGCUAAACAUAAGAUAGAGAUGAUACAAUGUAUGUUGAAACAUUGUCCCCUGGAACAUGUUGAUGCCAUGCUGAAUCAGCAAGACGCUGAUGGCAAUACACCCCUCCAUUUACUUAUCUGGUCCGGUUGUUUUGUUCCGGAAGUCAUCAAACACAAGUCAUGCCAAAAGGUGGUCCAAAAUAGGGGUUCUUGGACUCAGGCAGACAUGUUAUAUUUUAGCGACGAUAUCAUUGUUGAUCAGGUACAAAUCAAAGAAGCACUUGAUGAAAUCCAAGAAUCUAAACGAAGUUGGAUUUGGUUUUGGAGAAAACCAGAUAUGCCUUACCAUGAAGUGACCAAAGAAAGAAGGUCCAAAAAAGAUGAGAAAUUUAAGGAAGCCAAGAAAGAAUUGAUUGCACGAAGGCGUGAAAAGAUGAAGGAAGAGGUUCAAGGGUAUAGGUCCAGGACAAACACACAGAUUAUUGUAACUGCCCUGAUAACUACGGUGACUUUUACCGUUGGUUUUACAAUGCCCGGCGGAUACCAUCAGAGUGGAGAACCCGAACAAGGAUUAAUUCUUCUUUCAAAGAGGAAAGCUUUUAAAACAUUCAUGAUAUCAGAUGCCUUAGCUCUGGCACUAUCACUAACUUCUCUCUUCAUCUACUUCAUUUCAUCAAUGAACGAUGAUCCUGUUCGAGUGAGAUGAUUCGAUGUUGCAUCAACAGUGCUGAACAUUAUAUCCAUCGUUGCAAUGAUGUUGACAUUUAUAGCUGGUACAUAUGUCGUAUUGGCCCACUCGCAUAGCCUUGCAGUUACUGUUGCCGUCAUCAGUUUCAUGUUCUUUCUGGCCAUUAUUUUCUUACUGGCUAAUAUGGCAUUAGUUCUUUACAAGGGUAAAAAGCUUAAGGUUUGAGUUAGACCCUUGUUAUGUCCAACUCUGUAGUAUUUUUCAAUUUUCAAUUUCGAGCAAAUAAAUUAGGUAGCUCCGAACCUGAGUCUAAGAUAAGACUUGAGUCAUGACCAUUCAAACCAUUUGAUCAGCUACAAAAACAUUUUGUUAUUGAAAUGCAUUAACCACAUAAAUUAAGACGGUUGUAUUUAUAUUCUCUUUCAAUAUCUUCUUUAUUUGAGAUCAAGUUAUUAUUUCA